Aspergillus nomiae NRRL 13137 is the source of this 357-nucleotide messenger RNA. RefSeq lists its product as uncharacterized. The transcript is spliced from 2 exons. The record is from RefSeq and is a predicted model, not a curated record. Bases 1 to 357 code for a protein of 118 amino acids. Lineage: Eukaryota; Fungi; Ascomycota; Eurotiomycetes; Eurotiales; Aspergillaceae.
AUGCCGAAAAUGGAUAGGCGGGAAUUUCGACCGUCAAAUUCCCCAGGCAGCACUGUCGGCCUAACUGGCCUGACUUCUCAGGCCGUCACCCAGUCCGAGUCCAACGCCCUCGACCCAAAGGUCGGCGUGGGUGGAAUCUCCUCACCAUUUUCUGGCCUCAUCUCACCUCCCUGUCGCCAUCAUCUCUCUCCAUGCGAUUCGUGGCCCGACCGCCUCUUUACGUCUAUCGGUUUCCGAUUCUCGAUACAUCUCUACUCUCACACGGUCGCACGCGCCAACGAGAUCGACGACUCUACUAAGACCUCGAUAACCGGUCACCCCUUUUGCACCUCUCGACCAGAUUGUCUUAUCCAGUGA